This is a messenger RNA of Pelodiscus sinensis (Chinese soft-shelled turtle), 933 nucleotides long. NCBI's taxonomy places the organism in Eukaryota, Metazoa, Chordata, Testudines, Trionychidae. The record is from RefSeq and is a predicted model, not a curated record.
AUGGCUGGGGAAAAUUAUUCUGCAGUGACAGAGUUCUUCCUCCUGGCUCUCACAGACAAGCCCAAGCUGCAGGUCACCCUCUUUGUGGUGUUUCUAUCCAUCUAUGUGGCAGCUCUGCUGGGGAAUCUGGGGAUGAUCAUCUUGAUCAGAAUUGAUCCCCGACUCAACUCCCCCAUGUACUUCUUCCUCAGCAAUUUGUCCUUCAUAGAUAUUUGCAGCACCUCGACCAUCACCCCCAAGAUGCUGGUGACCUUAUGCAAUCAAAAUACCAUUUCUCUUCCUGGCUGCAUAGCACAGCAGUUCUUCUAUUCGGGGGUCAUCACCCUGGAAGCCAUCACGCUGGCAGUGAUGGCGUAUGACCGCUAUGUAGCCGUAUGCAACCCUCUGCACUAUAACACAGCCAUGUCUCCCGCCAUUUGCUUUCAGCUCGUCACCUGUUCCUACGCGGCCAGCUUCACCACUGCCAUCGUCCAAGUCAGCUGUACCUUCAGUUUAGUCUUCUGCAGCUCCCACAGGAUCCAGCAUUUCUUCUGCGACAUCCACCCGCUGCUGAAACUCUCCUGCUCUGACACCCGCAUCAACGAGAUGGUGCUCUUCACUUUCAGCUUUGUCAUUGGCUUGCCCACUUCCCUGCAAAUCCUCGUAUCCUACUCAUACAUCCUCAUGGCCAUCUUGCGGAUCCGCUCCACCGAGGGAAGGCGCAAGGCCUUCUCCACCUGCGCCUCCCACCUGACGGCCGUCUCGGUGUUCUACGGGAGUACUUUGUUUAUAUAUUUACACCCUACGGCCAGCUAUUCAUUGGACAGCAACAUGGUGGCCUCCGUGUUCUACACCAUGGUGAUCCCCAUGCUGAACCCCCUGAUCUACAGCCUGAGGAACAAGGAAGUGAAGCAGGCUAUGAGGAGAACCAUCAGCAAGAGGAUUGUUCUGUAA